AUGAUCAUAAUAAGUAUUACAUGCUUUGCUCGUCUGGAGGAUAAAGAUAAGCGACAUAGUACAAAACGAGGGGAGCGGCCACAUGGAGGCGAAAUUCCACGAAGAGAAACUGGAGUAGGACUAGAUCAGAUACAUGAUGACGAGGACGACUUUCCUUAUUGGAUAUUCCUCAUGCUCCUUCCAUUGAUUGUGACUCUUAUUGUAGCCAUUGGAUGUUUUGCCUUCUAUAAACGAGCUUAUGUAAGUUGGUGUGAAAAUGUGCAUACUUAUUAAAU
Molecule: messenger RNA, 275 nt
Organism: Strongylus vulgaris
Lineage: Eukaryota; Metazoa; Nematoda; Chromadorea; Rhabditida; Strongylidae
Source: the annotation of a GenBank genome assembly